This is a messenger RNA of Nematostella vectensis (starlet sea anemone), 1978 nucleotides long. Its product is annotated as holocytochrome c-type synthase. The record is from RefSeq and is a predicted model, not a curated record. The transcript has 5 exons. NCBI's taxonomy places the organism in Eukaryota, Metazoa, Cnidaria, Anthozoa, Actiniaria, Edwardsiidae. Gene Ontology annotation, biological process: cytochrome c-heme linkage. Gene Ontology annotation, cellular component: mitochondrion. Gene Ontology annotation, molecular function: holocytochrome-c synthase activity. Bases 253 to 1089 code for a protein of 278 amino acids.
CGAAUCACAUAUGACCUUUUGUUGGCCCUAGCACUAAAAUUCACAUAUGAUGCUUUCAAUCAUCUUAUUAAUUAAUAUCAGGAAUUUGGAUUACAAUAUCAUAUUUUGAUUUUUUUAUGAUCGGAUGAUUUCCUUCUUAGGGCUGCCUGUGUUACACAGAGCGACUUUGAAGACUGGUGUCUAACUAUUGCACAUGGUGACAACAACCGUCUCAACAAAAGAAACAUCUAAAGAAAAAACCCUUUCAAAGUUAUGGGUUCUGGCUCAUCAACACCCGAGAUAACAGGAAAUCCCCCUACCCUACCUCCCUCAGUAGCUGCUCCGGCAAGUAAAGUCCAGGCAGGACCUCCCAGUGGAUGUCCUAUGCACCAGUCCAAUCAGACAUCAGGAGAAUGGAAGAGCGAGUGCCCUGCAAGUGGGGCAAUGUCUGCUGGCGGAUGUCCCAUGAGAGAAGAUGGUUUAGAUCCAACCAAUAUGAUGCCCCCAGCCAAUCAGCAGCCUUCUCCAGGGCAGCCAUUUCCAUUAUCCACUGACAGAGUGGUCUCAAGUAUCCCAAAGGGUGGCUCAAAUGAUAAAUGGGUCUACCCCUCUCCUCAAAUGUUUUGGAAUGCCAUGGUGCGCAAAGGAUGGAAAUGGGAAAAAGAUGACUUGAAUCCCAAUGACAUGGGUCAUAUUAUCAAGAUCCACAAUGCUAACAAUGAGAGGGCGUGGCAGGAAAUCUUAAAAUGGGAGGCUCUCCAUGCAAAGGAAUGUCGUAACCCAAAGCUAAUCAGUUUCAAGGGCAGAGCCCAGGAUUUCACAAUCAGAGCACGGAUUAGAAGUCUGUUAGGGUAUGAGCUACCAUUUGACAGACAUGACUGGAUUGUCGACCGUUGUGGCAGGCAUGUUCGGUACAUCAUUGAUUAUUAUGAUGUUGGUGAUGAGGAUGCAUACAAGACUGGCGAGUUUGUGGAAUUAGAUGUCCGGCCUGCCCCAUUUGACUCAUUUGGCUCUGCCCUGGAUAGAAUGAGAGUUGCCAUGCUUAGGUGGUCAUUAUAUUUCAGCAGUGGAAAUGAAACCUCUGAUGCCCAGCCUUCAAAAUCUGACUAGGUGUCCUUAUUUAGCUUUCCAUUAAGUUUAUGGAGCUUUCCUGUAUUUGAACUAAUGUCCUCUUAUCAAGGAGGUGCUUUACAGUAGAGCAGGGUUCUACUGUAUUUUAUGAUCCCUGAAGAUGCAAUAAUUAUGAAAUAAUGUUUAUUCUGUUUUGUGUUACCGCUCAGGAAACUUGGGCCUGACAACCCAUGCUUUAUUCACAUUCAAUGAAUAGGUGUAAUCAAUCUGGCCUAGUGCAAGUACAUUAGAACCUUGAUGUAACAUUAUGGGAUGGGACUGAAAAGUCUUUUUAGGUAUGUCAAAACAAGGUCAUUUCCCGUUAUUUUAUAGUUGGCGGGGUCAGAAAUUACAGGGCCGUAGCAGGGGCUGGGCUACUGGGAACAUGUCCCCCCCCCCCAAUUAAAAAAAAUUGUAAGAAAAUUACCAUUAGGACGUGGCUGUGCCCCCAAUCUUACAUGGUCUGCUAUGGCUAUGACUUAAGUUGUUUGUAGAUAUUGUUAUAUCUAGUAUUUUGUAUAUGGUUCCCACUGUAUACAACCCUGGUUCUAAAGCCUGUAACGUCCCUCUAUUUAGUGGCCAGCGAGCUUGCGACUCUACAUUGUCUCAAGUUUGCUGGCCACUAAAUAGAGAGACAUUCGAGGCUCUAGAACCAGGGUAACUGUAAACAAGCACAUUCAAACUACUUGCACUAAACCUUUUCUCUUUUGUAACAAAAUUUGGAUUGGCCUUAUUAAUAACAUUAGUUAUCCAAAAUGACAGAAAACGUUUUGAUGGGUUAACAAGUUUGUAAAGAAUAAUUUAUUGCAAUAAGGUAAAAAAUAUAUAAAUGGUACACAAGUGACCUAUUAGAAGAUUUCAAAGUGUAAAUAAACUUUUUGUUUUCAAA